GGGACCAAAACACAACAGCAAGAAGUCGAAGUCACUGAAGUCAGUCUGUCGCGAAGUCAACAGGGCGUCCAGAUUUUAAUUUGAAGUUUUAACCUUUUACGAUUGAUGCCAGAAAAAGACGCACGCCGAUUUAAUUUGAAGGGUGACAGUAUGGCGGACGCGGAUGAUGACUUCUCUCUGGACCCAAACGACGUCUACGAGGAAGUGGAAAUAGAAGACUUGGAGAACAUGCUUGAGAGUGACGGAUCAGAAAACGGCGACGAUGAUGGUGCUGCCGGUGAAGAGGAGGAAGACCUCGCACCCUAUGUUCCAGAGAGGGACGAUGCAAAACUCGUGUUUAAUAAACACACCAAGUCCAUCUUUUGUUGUGACAUCGACAAAACUGGAACCCUUGCCGUGACUGGAGGAGAAGACGACAUCGCCUAUGUGUGGGAACUGAGCACCGGAGAGGUGAAAAUAACUUGCAAGGACAAUUCUGACUCGGUUGUCAGUGCCAAAUUCAACCAUGACGGAAGCCUGGUUGCCACGGGGGACAUGGCAGGUAAUGUGCAAGUUUGGAAAAUAAGCAACCAAGAGAGAGUUCUGCAGGAUCAGAUUAGCGAGCUAAAUUGGAUGGAGUGGCACCCUGCGAUCAACGUCUUGUUCGCUGGAGCUGCCGAUGGUAAUGUCACCUUCUGGAGAGUCAGCAGUGGUGAAUGCAAAAUUCUUCCAAGCAGCGGCGUCUCCUCAGAAGUGGGGAAAAUCUUGCCAGAUGGAAAAAGAGCUGUUGUUGGUUACGAAGAUGGGAGUGUCAGAGUUUUUGAUCUGCACACUUGCAAGUGCACGUUUCAAGUGCCUGCGGAUGGAGUGCCAAUCAAGAGCAUGAGCUGCCACAGAGACAACACAAUGGUCAUGGCUGGAUGCAACAACGGGGAAACCAAACUGGUUAAUACAAAAAAUGGCAAGGUGUUGGGAAAGUUAUCAUGCGCUGCCCCUGAGCCAUAUUGCGUUGAGUCUGCUGAAUUUUGCCCAUGGGAGAACCACGCGAACCUUGCAGCAUGUGUAACCCUGAACGGUGACGUUUCUGUGUGGGAAAUUUCACACCAAGAAAUCCGAAAUAAAACAACCUUACCAGAAAACAUGACCAAGCUUGCUUGGUCCAAGACAAACCGAUGCCUCAUUUUAGGCACGGUCAAAGGGGACGUUGAACUCAUGAAUGGGCUGGACCUGUCCAAGAAGAUACCUCCUCUCCUGGGCCACUCCAGCACAAUAUUGGACUUCUGUCAGUCAGGAGAUGGGAAGUUGUUGCUGACUGUUUCUGAUGACUUCACCGCUCGAGUGUUUGAAAUGCCAGUGCUUGAGUAAUUAAACGAACUGAUGUAUGUUUGUUUUUUAAACUUAUCGCCUGAAGAUGAGACUAUUUAUUAAUGCAGCUGUACCAAAUAAAGUUGCAUAGCUAAGA
Messenger RNA from Cloeon dipterum, 1441 nucleotides. RefSeq names its product angio-associated migratory cell protein. Gene Ontology annotation, molecular function: protein binding. The transcript is spliced from 7 exons. NCBI's taxonomy places the organism in Eukaryota, Metazoa, Arthropoda, Insecta, Ephemeroptera, Baetidae. Bases 106 to 1344 code for a protein of 412 amino acids. The record is from RefSeq and is a predicted model, not a curated record.